AUGGAUAACAUUUGGCUUCUCUCACUUCUCUUCCUCAUUUGUAUUCUUCUCGCCACCUUCAACCACAAGAAACGGUGGCAACAUCAACGAACACCACCAUCUCCUUCUAGAUUUCCGAUUAUCGGAAACUUACAUCAAAUCGGAGAAUUACCUCAUCAAUCUCUAUGGAGACUCUCCAAAAAGUAUGGUCCUGUGAUGUUUUUGAAGCUUGGAAGAGUCCCAACGGUCGUAGUUUCUUCCUCUGAAACAGCAAAACAAGUUCUCAAAAUCUAUGACCUCCAUUGUUGUAGUCGUCCAAGCUUAGUAGGACCAAGAAAGCUCUCUUACAAUUACUUGGACAUUGCUUUCGCUCCCUUUGAUGAUUAUUGGAAAGAACUAAAGAGGAUUUGUGUGCAAGAGCUCUUCAGUGCUAAACGAGUUCACUCGAUUCAACCUAUUAAAGACGAGGAAGUCAAGAAACUCAUCGAUUCAGUCACAGAAUCAGCUUUUCGCAAAACACCGGUUAACUUGAGCGAGAAGUUUCUUGGUUUAACCGUAGGCGUGACAUGCAAGGCAACAUUUGGUGUGAGUUUCCACGCAACUGUGCUCAACAAUGAUAGAUUCGACAAGUUAAUCCGCGAGUCAUUUUUGUUUUUGGGGAGCUUCUCUGCCUCGGAUUAUUUUCCAAAUGGUGGUUGGAUCAUCGACUGGCUCACGGGUUUACAAGGGCGGAGAGAGAGUAGCGUGAGAGAUCUUGAUGCGUUCUAUGAACAAAUGUUUGAUAUGCAUAAACAAGGAAACAAAGAAGGAGUCGAAGAUUUCGUGGACUUGCUAUUGAGGUUGGAGAAAGAAGAAACUGUUCUUGGAUAUGGCAAGCUCACAAGAAACCAUAUCAAAGCAAUCUUGAUGAAUGUUCUUAUUGGGGGCAUUGGUACUUCUGCAAUAACAAUGACAUGGGCAAUGACAGAACUUAUGAGAAACCCGCGAGCAAUGAAAAAAGUGCAAUCCGAAAUCAGAAAUCAAAUUGGCAACAAGUCAAUGAUAAGCUUGGAUGACAUAGAUCAGCUCCAUUACCUGAAAAUGGUGAUCAAAGAAACAUGGAGGCUACAUCCUCCAGGACCUCUUCUGGUUCCAAGAGAAGUAAUGUCUGAAUUCGAGAUCAAUGGCUACAGGAUGCAAACCAAGACACGGCUUUAUGUGAAUGUUUGGGCUAUUGGACGUGAUCCUGAUGCCUGGAAAGACCCAGAGAUGUUUCUACCAGAGAGGUUUCUUGAUAAUAACAUUGAUGCAAAAGGACAGAACUUUGAGUUGUUACCGUUUGGGAGCGGCAGGAGAAUUUGUCCUGCGAUUUACAUGGGGACAACAAUGGUGGAGUUUGGUCUUGCAAAUAUGUUGUAUCAUUUUAAUUGGAACUUACCAGAAGGCAUGGUGGUCGAAGAUAUCGACAUUGAAGAAUCUCCUGGACUCAAUGUGAGCAAGAAAAAUGAGCUUCUACUUGUUCCUCUGAAGUAUUUAGAUCAUUGA
This is a messenger RNA of Arabis nemorensis, 1503 nucleotides long. Lineage: Eukaryota; Viridiplantae; Streptophyta; Magnoliopsida; Brassicales; Brassicaceae. The record is from the annotation of a GenBank genome assembly.